AUGGCUCAGAGGAGAGAGGAUCAGAUGCCCCCAGCUACCAAGGAGCAGCGAAGCUUAAGGCCAAGGCCAAAGGGUGACUCAAAAGAGAAACAGAAGAUUUUCUUUCCGGGUGCGUCUCUUGAAGGCGCUGCUUCUCAUUCGGCCUCAGGGGAGAUUGGCAUCAUUGAGAGUAUCCAGCUGGAGAACUUUAUGUGCCAUGCCAUGCUGGGGCCGGUGAAAUUGGGGCCCAAUGUCAACUUCAUAGUGGGAUACAGGGGCAAGAGUGCGUUGCUGAUGGCUCUCUACCUCGGGCUUGGUGGAAAAUACGUAGGACCGUCUUUGGGAGAGUUUGUGAAAGAUGGAGAGGUUUCAGCCACCAUCUCCAUCAUAUUAAGGAACAGAGGACAUAAUGCUUUCAAAUCUGAGGUGUAUGGAGCCUCCAUAAUCAUACAGCAGAGCAUCAGUAUAAGUGGGUCUGCAAGUUACAAACUAAAAGACCAAGCAGGAAAUCUGAUUUCCUCUAAGAAAGUAGAGCUGAUGGCCAUUGUUGAUCAUUUCAAUAUACAGGUAGAUAAUCCAGCAUGUAUUUUACCACAAGAGAUGGGCAGGCAGUUAUUGGAGACCAAAAGUGAUGCUGAGAGAUACAAGUUCCUUCUGAAAGCAACCCAGCUUGAACAGAGGCAAAAAGAGUACUCAGAAAUUUUGGAGAGAAAAACUCAUUGCCAGGAUGAGAUAGAUCAAGUUAAAAAACAGCUUGAGGAGUUCAGAUGUAAGGACAUAGCAAUAGAGGAACAUAUUCAGAAGAUGGUUGCCUUGAGACAGAAAUUAGAAGAUUUAAAACAUGAAAUGGCUUGGGCACUAGUGAGUGAAACUGAAAGAGACCUUAGUGAUAUGAUUAGUAAAAUAAAUAUUGGAGACCAACAUACUGUUGUAUUAAAUCAGAAACUGGAGGCCUCAAAGGCCAAAUUUAAUGAAUCAGAAAAGAAGUAUAGAGGCAUUCUUGAGAAGAUACAGAAAUUAAAAGAAGAAGCAGCUAAAUUAGGGCCCAAAUGCAUUGAAGCAAAAGAAGACGUCAAGACAACAGACAGGGCCCAUAGUAAAGCAGAGGCUUUCUAUAAACUUUCCCAAAAUGAAUUGAAUGAAUUAGAAAAAGUUGCAGUACAGAUUCAUAACAAAAUUGAAGACCUGAAAAAGAGUCUGGAACUAGCAGAGUUGGAAAAACAGGAAAAAAUUAACAUGUUGAAGGAAAAAUCAAAGAACUUUAAGGAUCAAGAAGAUUCACUUGUUCAAGAUAUAGAGCACCUCCAUCAAGCUAUACAAAAAUAUGAUGAAGAACAGUCUCAAAUUAGAAAAGAAGAGUCAUACAUGCAGCAAAUACUGGAUUACAAACAACAACAGCUAAACCAAUUGAAAGAGUAUAAAUUUGACCCACUAAAACGAUUUGGAUCACAGAUCCCAGCCCUUCUUGAAGCAAUAGAGGAUGCCUAUAGACAGGGGCAAUUUACCUUUAAGCCUAUAGGCCCACUAGGAGCUUGCAUUCGUCUCCGAGACCCUGAAUUUGCUUUGGCUAUUGAGUCCUGCUUAAAGGAUCUUCUUCUUGUCUUUUUUUGUGACAACAACAAAGAUGAGCAAGUCCUUCAAGAGCUGAUGAAAAGGUUUUAUCCAUUAGGCUUUCUACAACCACAGAUUAUCGUAUCAUCAUUUGAGUGUGAGCUGUAUGAUGUCACAGACAAAGCAGCUUAUCACCCAGAAUUUCCAACAGUUCUCACAGCUUUAGAAAUAGACAGUCCAGUAGUGGCCAAUACUUUGAUUGACAUGAAGAGCAUAGAGUCAGUGCUGCUUAUUAAAAGUAACUCUUUGGCCUGUACAGUGAUGCAAAGUCAGGAACCCCCCAAGAACUGUAGCAAAGUUUUAACUGCCUGUGGUGAUGAAGUAUUUGAGAAUCAUUAUUACUCAUGCGGAGAAUCAAGACCUACUUACUUAGGUGAUGUGGAAAUAGAAAUAAGUCAUUUGGAGAAAGAAAUAGAAAGUAAAAUGGCACAGUUGUUAGUGUUUCAGCAACAUGAGUCUUCACUUGAAAAGGAUGUCAAAAAGAAUCAAGAAAUUGUUAAUAGUCAUAAUCAACAUUUAAAAGAAAUAAAGAUCAGAGUAUUAAAUAUCACUUCAGAAAUAAGAGAUCUUGAGGAUGAAGAUAAAAGUCAGUCAAUAGGUAUCUCUGUUCUGGAAGAGGAAGCUCAAGAAAUUAAAGAAGAGAUGAAAGAGAUUGAGGAAAAGAUGAAAGUUCAAAAGAAAGAGAGAGAUUGUUUAAGACAAUUGAAAAUGGAUACUGAACAGAGACACAAAGAGUUUAAGUUGAAAUGUAAUCAAGUUUCAGAGUUCAUAGAAUCCCUUACAGAAGAACAAAACCAGACCGCUUUAGAAAUGAACACCCAACGCAAAUCUGUGCUGUAUUAUGAAAAAUGGCUUGAGCAACACCUGAAUCCUCUCCAAGUGAAAAAAGAAGAGCUGGCAAUGAAAAAGAGAGAACUUGAGAAGGAGACUACUAUGGCCAAAUACGUCUGCUCUGAGCGUAAAGAAGUGACAAAAUCUACCACUUUUAUUGAUGGAGAAAUGAUUGUGUUAAAAAAGACCAUACAAACAGAAGAAUGUACUCAUGGAACCCAAGAAGAAAUAAGGAAGCAGCAUGAAGAAGUAAAAGAAAGUUGUCUUGCUCUAGACGGUAAAGUGAAGAAUUUGAAAAAGCGUAUUAAAAAACUUGAUAAGAUGUUUAAAAAGAGAUCUGCAACAUACCAGAAUUAUAAAAAGAGUCUUUCUUUACAAUGCAAAUUGUAUUUUCACAACUUACUAUCUCAGUGGUCUUUCUGUGGAGAGAUACAAUUGGAUCAUAAGAAAGAGACCCUUUCUAUAGCAGUCCAGCAUAGAGAAGGAAGCAGCACUGAUUUUAGUGACAUUCAAGCCUUCUCAGGAGAUGUACAUUAUUUUUCAAAUUUCUUAUUCAUUCUUACUUUAUGGCACAUCACAGAAUCACCCUUCAGAUGUCUGGAUGCAUUUGAUGUCUACAUAGACAGGCACCAUAGAAAAAUUGCCAUGAAUAUGAUCCUCAGGAUUGCAGAUUUCGAGCAACACCGGCAGUUCAUCCUGCUUACUCCACAAUACAUGAGCUCUCUUCCUCCAAGUCCAUUAAUUGAAAUACUCGAAAUUCCAGACCCUGAAGAAGACAAAAUGACCCUGCCUUUCCAAGCACUCAAUCCAGAAGAAGAAGAUAAAAAAAAAUGCAGCCUGGCCACAGCCUCUGAGACUGCUGAAGGCCCAGCUUCCUUCACAGCAGCCAAAGCUGCUAAAGAACCAGAAAGCAAAGUUGUCGUCAAAGUCCUUGGCACUGUCAGAUGGUUUUAUCAAUUGAAAUGA
Messenger RNA from Dromiciops gliroides (monito del monte), 3387 nucleotides. Its product is annotated as structural maintenance of chromosomes protein 6-like. Gene Ontology annotation, molecular function: single-stranded DNA binding; ATP hydrolysis activity; damaged DNA binding. Gene Ontology annotation, cellular component: Smc5-Smc6 complex; site of double-strand break; nucleus. The record is from RefSeq and is a predicted model, not a curated record. Lineage: Eukaryota; Metazoa; Chordata; Mammalia; Microbiotheria; Microbiotheriidae. The coding region runs from base 1 to 3387 and encodes 1128 amino acids. Gene Ontology annotation, biological process: double-strand break repair via homologous recombination. The transcript is spliced from 2 exons.